CAUUCUCUAAGACUCAUGGAAAACAGGAACAAUGUCACUGAAUUUGUCCUCCUGGGGCUUACCCAAAAUCGUGAGGCACAAAAAAUAUUAUUUGCUGUAUUCUUAAUUAUAUAUAUUUUUACAAUGGUGGGCAACAGUCUGAUUGUGAUAACAGUCACUGGAAGUAAGAGCUUGAAAUCCCCUAUGUACUUCUUUCUUGCCUUCUUGUCUUUUAUGGAUGCCAGCUAUUCCACUGCCAUGGUCCCUAAAAUGACCCUAGACAUGCUUAAUGAAAAGGCAACCAUUUCUUUCCAAGCUUGCAUGGCCCAGCUCUUCUUAGAACACAUAUUUGGUGGGGCUGAAGUUUUUCUCCUUGUUUUUAUGGCUUAUGAUCGCUAUGUAGCCAUCUGUAAACCUUUGUAUUAUUUAGUCAUUAUGAGAUGGCGUGUAUGUGUUCUGCUGGUGGUGGUGUCCUGGAUUGGAGGUUUCAUGCAUUCGUUACUUCAGCUCCUUUUUAUUGUUGGGCUCCCAUUUUGUGGACCCAAUAUAAUUGAUCACUUCAUUUGUGACAUGUACCCUUUAUUAGAACUUUCGUGUACAGACACCUAUAUGGUUGGCAUCUCGGUGGUUGCCAAUGGAGGAGCAAUAUGCACAAUUAUCUUUUUCUUAUUGGUUAUCUCCUAUGGGGUCAUUCUACACUCUUUGAAAACUCAAAGUUUGGAAGGUCGACAAAAAGCCCUUUCUACUUGCAUUUCCCACAUCACAGUUGUUGUGUUAUUCUUUGUUCCUUGUAUUUUUGUGUAUGUUAGGCCAGUCUGUACUUUCCCCAUUGAUAAAUCUCUAGCUGUCUUUUAUACUGUCAUCACUCCUAUGUUAAACCCCUUAAUCUACACCCUGAGAAACACAGAGAUGAAAAAUGCCAUGAGGAAGCUUUGGAACAGAAAAGUGAUACCUGGCAGUAAAGUAUUGGAGGUCCGGGCCAAGCAAUGA
Messenger RNA from Dromiciops gliroides (monito del monte), 969 nucleotides. RefSeq names its product olfactory receptor 4A47-like. Gene Ontology annotation, cellular component: membrane. The transcript is spliced from 2 exons. The record is from RefSeq and is a predicted model, not a curated record. Gene Ontology annotation, molecular function: G protein-coupled receptor activity; olfactory receptor activity. Gene Ontology annotation, biological process: G protein-coupled receptor signaling pathway. The coding region runs from base 16 to 969 and encodes 317 amino acids. NCBI's taxonomy places the organism in Eukaryota, Metazoa, Chordata, Mammalia, Microbiotheria, Microbiotheriidae.